AUUCGUAGCAGUACCACUUCUACCACCAAUUUUCCUGUAGAUAUUUUGGCUACGCCAUCUUCAAGUCGUCAGGAGGACAACCGUCAGCAAAAGCGAAGCUAUUUAGAUAGGGAUAGUGUCGUUGAGGAAAAACUUAAAAAUAAAAAAACAAAAAGAAAUAAAAUUUGUUUGGAAGGUCUGAGAAUUGUGGAUGCCCAGUACCUAAUUCAGCAGGUGUUAAACUUACCACAUCAUGGAUUAUUUCACUGCAGUGGUGACAACGUCAAAAUAGUUAAAGAGUUCAAAAAAGGCCUACUUUCAAAAUUUUUGUUGCAUUGCAACAUCUGCGAAGAAACGUUUAGCAUUAAUAGUGAAAACCCUCAAAGCAAAACACUUCGAAUUAAUGCCUUAGCAGUUAAAGGAGCUAUUUCGAUUGGAAUUGGGUCAAGUCAGUUGUCGGAGUUACCUCCUAUACUUGAACGGAUGUAUCGUAAUAUUCAAAAUGAUCUGGGGGACUAUUACCAUAAAGCUGCUUGGAGUUCGAUGAUAGAAGCUGGACAAGAGAAAGCUACGUUAGCAAAAGAGAAUGGGGAAGUUGAUAAGAAUGGUUAUCCAUUAAUAACGGUAGUAGCUGACGGAUCUUGGGCGAAACGGUCUUAUAAGACUAAUUAUAGUUCAAACUUAGGAGCAGGUGCGAUUAUAGGAUAUCGCACUAAAAAAAUUUUAUAUUUAAGUAUAAAAAACAAAUACUGCUCCUUUUGUAAAUUGUUUGGCGAGGAGAAGGACCAUAGAUGCUACAAAAAUUGGGAUGGGUCUUCAACUGAAAUGGAAAGUAAGACUAUUUUAGAUGGAUUUCACUGUAGUAUGUAUAUGCAUGGAUUGAGAUAUAAAUAUCUUAUUGCUGAUGGAGAUAGCAGUAUUUAUCAAAAAAUAUUAGAAAGCAGGCCAUAUGGUAACAUGGUAGUAGAAAAAAUAGAAUGCCGAAACCAUUUGUUGAGAAGCUGUUGUGCACGUUUGCGGGAUAUUGCAGAAAAAAGGUACAGUACCGCAGGAAAGUUAGUUCCAGUCAAAUUGCGUAGUUUGUUAAAAUCUAAUAUUUUAACGCUACGAAUUGCUAUCGACAAAGCUGCUAAACACCAUCGAGAAUCUGAAGUUGCAAUGGAACAUAAAAUAACAAAUCUAAAGCCUGACAUAUCUAAUAGCCCAUAUCAUAUAACUAUUAUGGCAAAAAUAACCGAUAAAUUAAUUGAAAAGCGAAGACGUCAGAAAAGGGAGUCAGAACAAAGAAGACGGGAAACAAUUAGGAAUAAUCCAGAGCUACAUGAGCAAGCUAAACAAAAAGAAAGAGAGCGAUACUACAAAAGAAAAGUGGAGGGAAAAAUAAAGUCGGUAAAUCAGUUAAAUAACAGAGAAAAACGACAUGUAAGAAAACAAUGGAUAAAAUAUUCAAAGAAAUACAGAGAUAACUUAAAAGCAGUUGACAGAGAAAAUAGAUUUUUAAUGGACUAUACACCACCAGGUACACCUAUGAACAAUUCAGACAAUGAAAACAAUAUGAAUGCUAGUAAUGCAGGGUCAGGUAGAGCAAUGGCAGGAAGAAAACGAGUACUAAGAAAGCGUUCAGAAACUGUAAGGAAGUUGAAAAAGAUUGAACACGAAUUAGUGAAAUAUAAAAAAAAAGCUCUGAGAUAUAAAACUAAAUAUUAUAGAAUAAAAAAACGUUACGCAACACAGAGGAAAUCUUCUUCUCCCAAAUCAAAAGUGGACUAUCUUACUAAAGGCCGUAAAGUAGAUAAAGUUAUAAAACAGCACUUACUAUUUGGGGAGGUAUUAAAAAGACAGUUACAUAAUAAUUUUGAAAAAUUAGGUAAUAGCUAUAAAAAGAAACGACAAUUUUUUAAAUUCACCACAGGAUCACUCUUUAAAAAAUACCGUUUGUGGCAUCAAGUCACACAAGAAUUCGGGUCAUACAAAUUAAUAAAACAACAAAAGACACCAAAAAAUGUAACGCAUUCCGACUUAAGAAAAGUUGUAACACAAUUUUAUGAAAGGGAUGACAACAGUCGAAUGUGUCCUGAAUCACUGAAAAACUUGCACAAAAAAUUUGCUUCGGAAAAUUCUGAAUCGGUAAAACUUAGUUAUGCGACAUUUUAUAAGCUUAGACCUUUUUGGGUAAUAAUACCGACGGUACAUCAGAGAGAUACUUGUCUAUGUGUUACUCACGAAAAUAUGCUUUUACUAGUUACAAAAAUGAAAGUACUCCAAAUAAUUAAUGAAAGCAGUCCAGAAGCAUUAUUGAAAACUAUUUGUUGUGAAGCAAGACAGGAAUGCAUAGAAAGAAAAUGUUUAAUGUGUAAAGAUAAAACAUUUCAGUUUAAUACUUUUAAUGCAAAUGAAAACACAUCUUUUAAGAAAUGGAUAACGAAAAGUUUCAAUGUGAAAAUAAAAGAAAAGGAGAAGAUAUGCAAAAGAAUUUUAAAAGACGAAGUUAAGUGUACGAAAGGUGAAAUGAUAAAGCUUCUGAAGGAAGGAUUUCCGAAAUAUAUGAUACACGUUUUGAAUAUGAAGCAUCAAUAUAAGAUGAUUUGGUAUCUACGAGACCAUUUAGAGCCAGAGAAAGAAUUCCUACUUCAUGUAGACUUUUCGGAAAACUAUAACUGCAAAUAUUAUAGAGAAGUUCAAAGUGCACAUUUUGGCAGUUCAAAACCGCAGAUUUCCAUGCAAACUGUGGUUUGGUACUACAAAGAAAACAAUGAAAUUGUAUCAAAUUCGUAUUGCCGUUUUUCAGAAAGUUUGCGACAUGACCCCUCGGCUAUUUUAGGGUAUUUAAAUCCAUUGUUAGAAACGAUUAAAAGAAAAUUACCAUAUUUAAAGAGGGCUCAUUUCUGUAGUGACGGGCCCAGCACACAAUAUAGAAAUAAAACAAUGUUCCAGUUAAUUGGUACAGAGCUAGCAAGUAUUUUGGAAGUAGAAGUAAUUUCAUGGUACUAUUUUGAAAGUGGUCAUGGUAAAGGAGCUGUAGAUGGAGUAGGAGGUUGUCUAAAAAGAACCGCUGAUAGACUGGUAGCUUGUGGCAUUGACAUACCAAAUAUGAAUGCACUUCUUUUUCAUUUGAGAGACGCUUGCCCAGGGAUUCAAAUUGAAGAAAUAACUCCCACAGAUAGCAAAAUUUGA
Messenger RNA from Psylliodes chrysocephalus, 3153 nucleotides. NCBI's taxonomy places the organism in Eukaryota, Metazoa, Arthropoda, Insecta, Coleoptera, Chrysomelidae. The record is from the annotation of a GenBank genome assembly.